Molecule: messenger RNA, 1631 nt
Organism: Salvelinus fontinalis (brook trout)
Lineage: Eukaryota; Metazoa; Chordata; Actinopteri; Salmoniformes; Salmonidae
Product: sortilin-like
Exons: 12
Coding region: 135-1631 (498 amino acids)
Biological process (GO): vesicle organization; endocytosis; Golgi to endosome transport
Cellular component (GO): Golgi apparatus; membrane
Molecular function (GO): protein binding
Source: RefSeq, a predicted model, not a curated record
ACAUGUGUCUCUCCGCCCCCCAGCCAUUCAAGUGCGACACUUGUCGCCUGAAGCGAUAGGCAGUGCUAGUCUGUCAUACGUGACCCGAACUGUGGGAUUUGGAACUUUACCAUUAUUUAGCCCGCCACAUCAAAAUGACUUGGAGACUUUUGGUCCUCGGUGGGGCAUGCUUGCUUCUUCUGGGUGUGGGGGGUCAGUGCAAAGAGCAACGAAACCGGAGAACGGUGUCUUUCCAUCAGACUCAGCAAGAUGGGGACCAACGCCAAGUCCUCUCACGGCCAGAAAGGGAUACCACAGCUUCUCCAAGACCCACUUUCACCGCUUGUAAACUCCCUCUCACACCAUUAGAACACCGGGUGUUGGAUCAAAAUACACACGAGACAGGGUUUCAUGGUGACGAUGGCUCCAGUUUUACUGUCACAUGGGUUGGAGACGGGACAGGAGUAAUCUUGGUGUUGUCUACAAUCAGUGCUCCUCUAGAUUCCUUCUUCGAGGGCGGUUCUUCACGAUUGUACCGCAGUGCAGACUAUGGCAAGUCUUUCUAUGAUAUUUCUCAUCUCAUCAACAACACCUUCAUAAGGAAGGAAUUUGGACUUCUGGCUGGACCAGGGAACUCUCAACAGGUGAUUCUGACUGCAGACACACCAGUUUUGGACAACCCCGGUGGCGUCAUCUUUACCUCAACUGACGCCGGAGUGUCGUUUAAGUCUGUUCAGCUGCCUUUUCACCCGGCCCAGCCAAUCACCUUCCACUUCUUGAAUCCCGAGUACUUAGUGGUCAUCAGCAUAGAUGGCGGCCUGUGGCUUUCUCUGGACUUUGGGGCUGUGUGGACAAAGGUUCAUGAAGGAACACAAUCUUUCAUGUGGGGCUCCGGCAUCACUCUCUUCUUCAGCUUCAGUCCCAAAGGAACAGUGGAGGCAGACAGAAGAGGAGAGCUGUUCCUGAAGAGGACAGAAGACCUGGGGAAGACGUUCACCACCGUGGCACACAGCAUCUUCUCCUUCGGCUAUGUAGGAAGCUUCCUCUUCACCUCAGUCAUAGAGACACUGGGAGCCCCACGUGUCAUCUAUGUGUCCUCAGACCAAGGGGACCACUUCAACAAGGCCCAGCUCCCCUCCGCCUCCACUGAGCAGUUCUACUCGGUUCUGGAUGGGGAUGAGGACAUGAUCUUCAUGCAUGUGGACAAUCCAGGAGAUUACCUGCACUACUUCAACAAGUCCAAGAGCUGGAUCAAUGCCCUGAAGUUCUGUAAAAGUUGUGGCUCCAAGACCAACCUGGUGCACAUCACCAACCAGACCGUGCAGGCUGACGUGACCCAGCUCCUGGCCAACUUGGAGCUGCCAUGUGGGGGGGAGUGGAUUGGUCUGGAGCGGUCCAUCUUUCAGUGGAGCGCCCCCUGGCUGUGGACCAGUGGGGAUGUUGAUAAGGUGGUGAAGUACAGAGAGUGGCACAGCUGCUUCCCCCUCAACCCCAUCAAUUACCACUGUGGUAAGAUGAUCCGGGUUGGUAACGGAGAACUGAAGUGGCUGGAUGCUUCUUGUCAUCAGGAAUUACCCUUCAUCUGUCAAGGUACAGCCCCUGACCUCUUCUUUAGCCAGCAGUCCUUGGAUGAGUCCUUCAGUGACACCUGA